Molecule: messenger RNA, 1562 nt
Organism: Maylandia zebra (zebra mbuna)
Lineage: Eukaryota; Metazoa; Chordata; Actinopteri; Cichliformes; Cichlidae
Source: RefSeq, a predicted model, not a curated record
UCCACUUGCCUCUUACUUGUGACUUUAGUGGAAAUUUCAAAUUCAGUAUCUGACACAGACUGAUUCAUGUUCUACACAGACAGCACUGAUGUCUGCAUGGUCUUCUAAAAGCAGCUUUAGUCAGCUUAGAUGUGAAGUGAGUGAAAUAUACAGUUGCGUUUUUAAUCAAUGUAUUUGUUCUCUAUUGCAGAUUGAGAAGGAGUUUCUGCGAAUCACCACAAAGCCUCUGCUAUCUACUUUCUUUGCCGAGCUUGACCAAUACGCGCCACGCUUAAUGGAAAUCUUUCUGACCAAAGGAGGGACACGUGGAAAGAAAAUAAGAGGUCUCAUGCUUGCCAUCUCCAAGCAUGACAACAUCCAUACCAGACGAGCAUGCAUCUUGAAGUCUUUGUGCAUCCACCUAAACGAAGACUAUGAGAAGUUAAUAAAGGAGUACUUGGAUACGGACAGCGAGGCAAAAAGCUGCAUGGAGCAAACUGUGAUGGGGGUGUACGUCAUCCAGAAGGAGGGUGCUGAACCUGAAGAUGACCCAGAGGACGUUGGUGUCGUGAUUGAGGGUGUGGAGGCUAACACUGAUUUGGGUAACAUUGCACAAGCAUGUGCUCUGUUGUUUGGACUCAUAUACCGUUUGAACCUGAGCUACCCACCAGAACUUAAAUGCACCUUUGAAGUCCUCCAGAAGAUACUUUUAAAUCUUGAUGGACAAAAGCUGUCUUCAAAGGUACAGUUUCUGAAAAACAAGCUUAUGGGGUGAGAGCACUUGAAAAUGCCUGAUAGGUCUUGAAUGGUUCAUUGGUGCAAUGGUGAUUUCCAAUAUAUAAUGUUAAUAUUUGAGUUGUUUAUAUUUUUUUUCUUUCAUUUAAAACAUUUUUUUUAAGUUUUUGGAUUCUCUCUGUUGGGCAAUUCACCUUUUAUACAGCACUGCAGAUGAUUUUUGUUUGUCCUUAUAUAGAUGGCUCAAAAUGGAUCAGAAGUACUGACAGAAGUACUAUGUUGUGUUUAUGUAUCAAGGUCCUGUAAAGUUUAAGACCACUGCCACCUGUUAAGUUCACUGUAUUAUUGUUUCCAUUUUGCUUGCUAGCAUGUUUUAAAACACAGCAAAACUAUAUUGCUAGCUGUGGAGGACUGCAACCAAAAUUAAAAAAACAAAUACAGAAAUAUAAAAAUUGGUCAAACUAAUAAUUAUUUCAAUGAGAUACACCAAACAAAUAUAGAUUUUCAUCACCUAUGGAAUUUUUUGUUGUUGUUGUAUUGCCCCCAAAAUAUUUCUAAUUAUUUUAUUUUUCCAAAUUCACACAAUUCGAUUUUGUCACAUGUUUUAACUUGCCAAGUGGGAGAUGUAUUUUUAUCUUUUAGUUUAAUUUUUUAAAAUGCAGUCGAUAUAUUGAGCAAAUUUUGCAUCUGUUUUUAGUUGUGGAAGCUUUGGUUCCAACAUAUUACCUAUGUAAAUAAGUAUUCUAACAUUUUACCUUUUGAAGUGGCAUAAUGCUUGCAGGUGUACAAAAAUGGUAAGCUUUUAUAUUGUCCACUAAAUCCAGUUAAUAAAGAUAAUGUUAUCAUAA